Messenger RNA from Herpailurus yagouaroundi (jaguarundi), 5575 nucleotides. RefSeq names its product spermidine synthase-like. Gene Ontology annotation, molecular function: spermidine synthase activity. The transcript has a single exon. Lineage: Eukaryota; Metazoa; Chordata; Mammalia; Carnivora; Felidae. Gene Ontology annotation, cellular component: cytosol. The record is from RefSeq and is a predicted model, not a curated record. Bases 766 to 1410 code for a protein of 214 amino acids. Gene Ontology annotation, biological process: spermidine biosynthetic process.
AAUAAAAAUUCUGUUUUCAACAUGGAAAAUUUGAGACAUCCAAAUAGAGAUGUCGACGUGCAGUAAAAUAUAUGGGUCUGGAGUUAAAGAGAGCUAGAGAUGUGGGAAUUAGCGCACAGGUGGUGUUGAAAGCUGUGGACUGAAUGAGAACAGCAAGAGGCAGGGCGAAGACACCCCGGACUGAGCCCUGGGGACUCCAGUGUUCACAGGUCAGAGACAGGAGGGAGCAGCAGCAGCAGAGUCUGAGAAGGAGGAGCCAGUGAGGCUGGAGGAAAAACGAGGAGAGUCCUGGAAGCCAAACGAGGGAAGUAAAAAGUCCGGGGUGGGGGUGGGGGGGAGAGUGACCAAAUCUGCUGAUGAGGAUGGGAAAUUGGAUUUCGAGGUGUGGAGGAGACCUUGACAAGAGAAGGCUCAGCUGAACGGUGGGCUCCAAAACUAGGGAGGAUUGAAAACAGGAUGGGAGAAAAGGGACUGGAUACAUAGCAUUUAGAUAACACUUUCCAUUUUUUUUUUUUUUUUCUGAACACAAAUGCAGAGCAAGAGGUUAUUAUGGAUUAGGAUGAAGAGAGGUUUUGUUUGCCUUGUUUUUUGUUUUUGUGUAUAGUUAGUGUUAAGAUGGCAGGAAUUGCCCCUGCCCCACCAGCUGGGUAAGAUUGUAGGGAUGGCGGGCAGAGCUGGUUCCAGGCCCAUGCUCUGCCUGCCUGGGAGCCCUACCAGAAUAUCCUGUCUUCCUCGGUAAGAGCUGUGGCAACAUGCUGUUGUUGGAUGGUGUCAUCCAGUGUACAGAGGAAGGAGUUCUCCUACCAGGAGAUGGCAGCCAGCCUGCGCCUCCCCUGCAGCCAUCCCAGCCCAUGCCAGGUGCUGACCAUUGCGUGUGGGGAUGGGGGUGCCCUGCAGGCUGUGGUGAAGCGUUCCUCUGGGGAGUCCGUGGUCCGGUGUGAGAUUGACGAGGAUGUCAUUCAGGUCUCUAAGAAGUUCCUGCUGGGCCUGGCUGUGGGCUCCUCCAGUGCCAAGCUGACCCUAUACAUGGGCGACGGUUUUGAGUUCAUGGAACAGAACCAGGGCACCUUCAAUGUUAUCCUCACAGACUCCUCAGACCCCAUAGGCCCUGCCAAGAGUCUCUUCAAGGAAUCCUAUUACCUGGACCUCAUCGAGGAGAUGUGGCAGUUCUGUAGGUCGCUCUUCCCUUUGGUGGCCUAUGCUUACUGCAUUGUCCCCACCUUCCCCAGUGGCCAGGCAGUCGUCAUGCUGGGCAGCAAAAAUCUGAGCACCAACUUCUGGAAGCCCGUGCAGCAGCUGACACAGAAGCAGGUAGAACAGAUGCAGCUGAAAUACUACAACUGGGAUGUGCACCAGGCAGCGUUUGUCCUGCCCGAGUGUGCUGCCGAGACCCAGGAUGAUGUAAGCUGAGCCCAGGUGCCACUGCCCAGGACGUUGGGCCAGGGAGCCUUCAGGACUCCUGGGCAUGACCAAACCCUUUUGCCCUGCCUGUGUGCCCACCAAGCAAGUGUUACAAGCCCCAGAAUGCUGCCCGAUGGGCCCGGCUGGGCGGACGGUCUCUCAAUGUGGUGUUCGGCCUCCAGGCUUAUACCAGCUGUGUAUAGCCAAAAACAAACAAAAAACCACAGGAAUUACUGUUUGUAAGGUGAUGGGAAUAAUCCAGUAGGGAGAGAAAACCUGAUGAUGCAGGAGUGAGAAGGAAAAAUUUGUGGAAUGACAUCCUUGAGAAGGCAAGAAAGGAAUGGAAUCUGGUCCAUAAGUGGAGAGGUUGGACACCCUUCAUGGCCGUAGAGACCAUUUAUUCUUAUAAAAACACCAUAUGGGGACCCAGGUGGAAUUAGUUCAGUAGUUUUGCUAGUAGGAUCUUGUUGCUUUUUCUUGAUUGCUUCUUGUUUACCUGUGAAAUGAGAAGCAAGACAUUAGCUAAGAUUGCGGAAGGAAGAGAGGAAGAGACCUGGAGAGAGAGGAGAAGGUGUGACACAGUCAUCGGAGAGUGAAUGUUCUGGGAAAUGUAGUAUAAUUUCCUGGCAGCACUGAGAGCCCACUUGAGGUUCCUGGUCAUGAUGAGUGCGUGCUUUUCCCAUUCAAGUCCAGCUUUGGGGAACAGGUGUACAGUAGGCAACGAGUUUGAUUUCACCAACUUGGGGGUUUCUCCCAAGUCAGUUCAGUGAAGCAAGACAAGGCUAAGAGAGUUUCAGGGUGCUUGCAAGGGAGCAGAGGACCAGGGACAGGAGCAGGGUGAGACAAUAGGAUCAGGAGAGUUAGACCUUAGUGGGGCUUGAUAAUUUUUGCAGUUGGGGUAUUGGAGAGAGUAAACUGGAAAAAUAGGAAGUGUUGGUUGGAGAAUCCAAUCUUUCUCACUGAGGAAGGAAUUACAAUAACAGUACAGACAAGGUCUGAGAUAUGAGCAUUGGAAUGAGGGGCUGGGGCAAUGUGGAGUUGCAAGGACAGGGUGGUGGAAGGAUCACAUGUGCAUGUGGAAAUCCCCAAGAAUUAUGUCAGGAGAGAUGUCUUGGAGAGGUUAACAGUGAGGCAGGGCUUAAAUCUUUAAGGAAUGAUGGGUAGUGUCUCAGGAAUGAGUAGAUGGCUGCCAAAUGAGAUGACCAGAGGUAGGAGAGCAAUCUGAAGAGGGGCAGGCUAAAAACCAAGAAACAGAUGGAAGUGGUGAGUAGCUUUAGGAAUUCAGUCAUAUCAGGAUUUCUCACCCUCAGCACCAAAUUUUGGGCUGGAUUUCUCUGUGUUGUGGGAGCUGUCCUGUGCAUUGUAGGCAUUGUAGGGUGUUUAGCAGCAUCCCUGGCCUCUACCCAUGAGAUGCCGGGGUUCUUUACCCACCUGUGACAACCAAAUAUGCCCAGACAUUGUUAAAUGUCCCUGGGGGCAAAAUUGCCCUCAUUUAAGAACCAGUGAGUUAGAUGAAUAUUGAAAAAGCAUUAGGGUCCCUGGUGUCCUUCCCUAAAGCUCUUUCUACGGAGUGCUGGGGAUGCCAUUCUAAUCCAGAUUAGAGCAGAUUAUGCAAUGAGCAGGAGAAAAAACAAAGUGCCUCUCUUUCUAGGAGUUUGACCGUGAAGGGCUGGAGAAUGAGAGCACAGUAAGCGGAGGAGACUCUGGAGAACCAGAGAUGGUUUCCUUCUGUGGGUCAGAUGGAGCCAUAAACAGAUUUAAAUAUUGAUGAGAAGGAUCCAUGUGAGGGGAACAACUGACCUAGAGAAAAGAGCGGUCUGAAAUGGGCUGUGGAAUGGUUUGUAGAUGUGGAGGAGUCAACGUUAGAUCAGAGGAGCAGCAUCUCCAAAGAUCCAGGAGCAGCAGGUGGAUGCUGCUGGUUUAUGAUUUGUUGGAGAGAAGCAGAGGGAGUUCUCAUCCAACAGCUUCCAUUUUCAGCUGCUGAGAGUGAAGAGAACAGUGAGUGCAGGGGCGGAGGUGGGGGGGAGUUGGCACGUUGAACCAGUUGUGAAAUGGGAGACCAAGCUGGCUUGGAAAACCUAGGAAAAGUUCUAGGAUGUCUGGGGAGUGGCAAGGGCCUGUGUGGGGCUAGCGACCUGAAUUUACAACUAAACCAACCUGUGCUGCUGUGCUUUCUCUAGCAUCACUCAGACACCACGAAAGCAGGUAGCAGGAUUCAGCCCAAGUUAGGGCUUUGCUAGAUGGUUGUGAUGGAAAGAGCAGAAUAUUGGCAAGAGUGCUAUUAAAAUGAUGAGCUGGGAAAUGUAACUAUACAAAAGGAGGGGAGGGAAAGAAAUACAAAUCUGCAGAUUGGUUAGAAAAUGUCACAGGGCCUCUGAGGUCAUUGUGCAAUUAGGACAGGAUGUUAGUGGUGGUCAGAAAGGGGGAUUCCUGAGUAAGUGAUUCUGGAAAGGCAAUUUGUCAAGUAAUAACAAGGUCUAGGUUGGGACCUUGGAAGUUAGUGCAUGAAAGGGAGAACAUCAUUGGUGAUAAGAAGUCAAGUUACUAAGGGGUCAAGGUGGCCCAGUCAUGUCUGUGGAUGCAGAUGUCCUUCUGGAUGAGGGAAAACUUGGAAUGGAGAGGGAAAUGUGAGCCAGGGGCCAGAUUUUCUGUGGGCCGGGAGCGUCAGCUGGCAGGUAGGAGACGAUAGGCUCUAGGAAACUCUGGGGUCAUACUCUGCUUGCAGGGACCUAAGGGGAACUAUUUUCAUCCCAAGAACAUUGAGGACUAAUGGUCUGGAAGCAACAUAUAGAAUGAGGUGAAUGUCAACCUUACUUUCUUGCCCCGAGUGUGAAAGGUAUAAAAGAAUAAUCAGAGCCAGCUCCCCAUACGUCUGCAUAUUUUUGUUUGCAGGCUUUGUUUCAGAGUGAUUGAUCAAGUUUUAUUUCAAGGUGGGUUCCCACCUUCAUCCCCUCCCAAACCCCCCCCCCCCCCCAAUCCAGACGUCAUUUUGGUUAUUUCUAGCCUAAAUGGCCCUGAGGCAAAUGAAUUGAUGCUGGGGCUAUUGAGAGAGAUUAUAGUUUAUUUUAUGGGCUGUCCAGAGUCUUUCUGGCUAAUCCCAGAAAUCCAACUGAAGUACCAAGAUCUGCCUCAAGCUCACAAGAUCUUCUGGAUCUGGAAGACUGGGAAUAAGGCAGGACCCUUCUGCUCAAGCAUUUCUUUACUUGGAUUUGUGCUCUUGUAUCUUCUACAAAGAAAUAGGAUGGCUUUGCCUUGUACCUUUUGGCACUAAGUUCACCAAAAUAAAAAAGAAAAGGAACUAAACCAAAACAGGAAACCAAACAAAGGAAGGGUGAUUUGGCAAAAGGAACUCUCAAAAGAAGAAAGGAGACCAAAGAUAGGCUAGUAAGAACUGCUCAGUUGGCCCAUUUGCUAUGGCAGCGAUUCACAUGGCAUUUCAACUUUGAAAGCAUUUUGUACAUUUAAGAGCAAAAGGUGAGGGAAUAUGUACUUUGCCUGAAUAUGGAGGGAAGGGGAUGUACUCUUUUGCUUUAUGUGGCUGAUUCCAAAGCUACAUUUGUUGAUUUGUUAGGAUUGGAAGGUAGGAACAAGAAUAGGCAGCAGUCCAGCAUACAAAGUCUCAGUCAAAAAUCUUUCUGGCUCACUUCUUUGGAAUGCAGAAUGUAUUUUCCCAGAGAAACAGUCAUAAAUGGUGAUUGGACUUCUGGGUCCAGCCAGCCAGACUAGCUAAAGCCAGUUUAACUCAGAGUGCUAACAAAACUGUCAUCCCAUAAUAAUAGUUCGCUGAAACACUCCAGUCUUAUUUUUUCCACUGUUAUUAAAAUUUUAGAAUAAACCUCAAGUCCAGAGUGAGUGCAUGAGUGGAACCUUGUGGAAAAAAAAUGCUUAGCAUGAUGAGUGGAAGAGAGGAUUGGUUUUGAGUUAUUUAGAUUCUGAAGCAGUGUUCUGUCCAGAAUUUGAGGAAGACAGUGUAAUGGUAUGAGAUAACAGACAAGAGCUUAUCAGCUUCCAUAUUCCUUUUGUCUUUUCUGCUAGUGAAGGUGAACUUUAGAUUGAAAGGUUCAAGUCCUGGGAAGGAGCUGUAGAAGUCCAUGCUAGAGGUGCCUGGGUGGCUGUCUGUUGAGUGUCUGACUUUGGCUCAGGUCAUGAUCUCACUGUUCCUGAGUUUGGGCCC